CCCCUGCAGGCGUGAAUGACAGAGGAGGUGCCCCCGAGCGCGCUUACGGACGUGAACCUGCGUCUGCUCUGCCACGAUGACAUAGACACAGUGAAACAGCUCUGUGGAGACUGGUUCCCAAUAGAGUAUCCUGACUCAUGGUACCGAGAUAUCACUUCCAACAAGAAGUUCUUUUCCCUGGCAGCCACGUAUAGAGGCUCCAUCGUGGGGAUGAUAGUGGCAGAGAUCAAGAGCAGGACAAAGGUGCAUAAAGAGGAUGGAGACAUCCUAGCUUCCAAUUUUCCUGUGGACACUCAAGUUGCUUACAUCCUAAGCCUCGGAGUGGUGAAGGAGUUCAGAAAACAUGGCAUAGGCUCACUCUUGCUCGAGAGUUUAAAAGACCAUAUAUCAACAACAGCCCAGGACCACUGCAAAGCCAUCUACCUGCACGUCCUCACCACGAACAACACAGCAAUAAACUUCUAUGAAAACAGAGACUUUAAGCAGCACCACUAUCUCCCCUAUUAUUAUUCCAUCAGAGGGGUCCUCAAAGAUGGCUUCACCUACGUGCUGUACAUCAACGGCGGACACCCCCCCUGGACAAUCUUUGACUACCUGCAGCACAUCGGGUCUGCGCUGGCCAGCCUGAGCCCCUGCUCCAUCCCGCAGCGGCUCUACCGGCAGGGCCCGCG
Molecule: messenger RNA, 671 nt
Organism: Merops nubicus (carmine bee-eater)
Lineage: Eukaryota; Metazoa; Chordata; Aves; Coraciiformes; Meropidae
Gene: NAA60
Product: N(alpha)-acetyltransferase 60, NatF catalytic subunit
Exons: 5
Biological process (GO): N-terminal peptidyl-methionine acetylation
Cellular component (GO): Golgi membrane
Molecular function (GO): protein-N-terminal amino-acid acetyltransferase activity; histone acetyltransferase activity
Source: RefSeq, a predicted model, not a curated record